Molecule: messenger RNA, 291 nt
Organism: Microdochium trichocladiopsis
Lineage: Eukaryota; Fungi; Ascomycota; Sordariomycetes; Xylariales; Microdochiaceae
Exons: 2
Coding region: 35-274 (79 amino acids)
Source: RefSeq, a predicted model, not a curated record
CAGCAUAUUGCCCCUAUCAUUCAUCGAAGCAAGCAUGAUGCACGAACAGCCAACAGACAAAAAUGCGAAACCCCUCGCGGUGGGUGAUAACAUCGCCACUCAAUCGACAGCCAAAAAGCUCGGGGGUGAGGACCAGUUCCUCGCACUCACGGGGCCCGAAGCACCACAAGCUGACGCACAAGCUUGUCCCAAGGCUGUCUCCAAGGGGCAUAUUGGGCAUGGAUCGCAUCGAGACCUGUCACAGCUGGAAGGCAACAACAAAGGGGAGGAGUAGAAGAAUGCAGAAGGUGC